AUGCCCAGAACUACCAGAUCUGGCAAGGCCCCUCUCCGAGCCUACGAAGAGGCUCCGACCAUCGCUCCUUCAGCAAACAAGGCUCCUGAGGCUCGCGAAACUCUGGCCGAUCAAGACGUCGAGCUCCACCUCUUCGACUUCCAGUCCGGUACUUUCGUACUGCAAGCUGAGGGUGUCAACGCUACCGUCACAGAAAUCGGCAACUGGAAGUACUGGCUGCAACUCAACAGCGACGACAGAGACUGGCUCGGUCAAGAAGUUGUUCCCGAACUCAACCCCGUCUUCAACUUUGAAUAUCUCUCGUUCAUCUUCAAUCAUUACAGCGAAGAUGGAAAUGCCUACUCAUGGCUUCUGCGCUUCAAGGAGAAGGAAUCUCUGGAGGAGUUCCAACAGGGUCUCAUGCAGGCUCUCUGGGAGCAUUCAAACCAGACGAAGUGGCUCAAGGCAAAGGACACUGAAAGAGACUAUGUGCUCGAUGCCUUCAACGACCUCGUCUUGGAGGACAAGGAUGACGAAAGAGAAGCCGAGGCUCGCGAAGAGGACGAACAAGAGGAAGAAGAAUUCUACGACCAAGAAGAGGAGGAAGACGAGGGACAGAGAAGCGAGCACUACGACAGUGACGAGUCAGAAGAUGAUGUUAUCACCAGAGAUGAGGAUGGAAACGUCAACUCCCAGCUUGCUGUCGGCUACAAGCAUGAUCGCUCAUUCGUCGUCAGAGGCUCCAAGAUUGGUGUCUUCAAGCACACUCCCGACAAUCAUCUUGAAUUUUCCACAAACAUCUCUAAGGUCGAAACACCCGGCGGCAAAGUCUUUAACCCCAAGAAGAUCAUGCUACACGCCGAGGAUCGCAACAUGAUUAUGCAAGAUGGUGACAACCCCAACUCACUCUUCCGCAUGGACCUCGAGUAUGGCAAGAUUGUCGAUGAGUGGAAGGUUCACGAUGACAUUCCUGUCAACACUUUCGCUCCUGANAAAGGUAUGCCGGUCCACCCUAUGUCCGCUCAAAACUCUUUACUGACUAGCGUGCAGAAAUUCAGUCAAAUGACUGGCGAGCAAACUUUCUUGGGUCUGUCCAACAACGCUCUGUACCGUAUUGAUCCUCGUCUGCAAGGUGACAAGCUCGUCGAUUCAGAGCUCAAACAGUACGCCACCAAGAACGGAUUCACCGCUGCAGCCACAACCGACAAAGGAUACAUUGCCGUCGCUUCAAGCAAGGGUGAUAUUCGUAUGUUUGAUCGUCUCGGUAUCAACGCAAAGACACACAUUCCUGCUUUAGGUGACCCGAUCAUCGGUCUCGAUGUGUCCGCUAACGGCCGUUGGGUUCUUGCUACUACUCGCACUUAUCUUCUGCUUAUCGACGCUCUGCAGAGCGAUGGCAAGAAUGAGGGUAAGCUUGGUUUCGAAAAGUCGUUUGCCAAGGACUCGAAGCCUCAGCCCCGUCGUUUGGCACUCACACCCAGCCAUGUUGCACAGUUCCAGCAUGAAACAAAGGUCGCUCUGUCAUUCACACCGGCGAGAUUCAACACCGGACCUGAUGCCGACGAGACAACCAUCAUUACCGCAACUGGACCUUUCGUCAUUACUUGGAGUCUCAAGAAGGUUCUCGCUGGACGCAAGGAUCCUUACAGCAUCAAGCGUUACGCCGAGGACGUCAAAGCAGACAACUUCCGCUUCGGUAGCGACAAGAACAUUGUGGUGGCACUCCCUAAUGAGGUCAACAUGGUAGCCAGAAGAGCACUGCAGAGACCAACUCGUGAGAGCAUCAUGGCCACUCCUAGAAAGACUGGCCGUGGCAGCUAUCUCAGCAGAAACGACAUCGUCAACAGCCCUUACUGA
Molecule: messenger RNA, 1836 nt
Organism: Aureobasidium vineae
Lineage: Eukaryota; Fungi; Ascomycota; Dothideomycetes; Dothideales; Saccotheciaceae
Source: the annotation of a GenBank genome assembly